Maudiozyma barnettii is the source of this 1557-nucleotide messenger RNA. It is a transcript of the gene AIM14, whose product is annotated as putative metalloreductase. The record is from RefSeq and is a predicted model, not a curated record. Lineage: Eukaryota; Fungi; Ascomycota; Saccharomycetes; Saccharomycetales; Saccharomycetaceae. Bases 1 to 1557 code for a protein of 518 amino acids. Gene Ontology annotation, cellular component: plasma membrane. The transcript has a single exon. Gene Ontology annotation, molecular function: oxidoreductase activity.
AUGGAAAAUAAUAAAUAUACCGAAGUAGUCAAAUAUGUGGCAACAUUGCUAAGCAGACAUGAGGAUGGUGGGGAUACCCAACACAAUGAAGAACAUCACAAGAAGCAUUUUGCAAACAUCUAUUACGGAUACUGGGUUCUCAUGAUUUCAUUUUUAUAUUUAAUGUUUCUUUAUGUAGUGAGAAAGUUACCUAAUAGACCUUCAGUUUCAUCUACUCAUGCACAUAUUUUAAACAAAAUUUACCAGUUAAACCCAAUGGUUCAUUUAUUGAUAAUAUUUAUACCUGUAUGUUUAACACUUCCUACACAUUAUUCAUUUUUUCAGAAUUUUGGAUUAUAUGCUAAAAGAAUUGGUAGGAUGAGUUAUGUAUUGGUCACUUUAAACCUUGCGAUUAGUCUGAAACCACCUGUUUUCCUUUUCAAACACGGAUAUACAUAUGACGAAUUCAUUCCACUCCAUAAAUGGUUAUCCAGAACGAUAUUUAUUAUUGCUAUGGUACAUGGAUUUGCAUUUUUAGUCAAAUGGAGUUCAGAUCCCCGGGUUUCCUUUAUUGAAAAAUGCUCGAAUAUCCAAAAUUUUAUAGGUAUUUUCAUUGUAUUUUGGAUGUUAGUAUUGAUUUUGAUUUCAUUUGGCCCAAUGAGAAGAAGAAACUACAUUCUUUUCUAUGUUGGCCAUCAAUUGAUAAACCUUAUUUUUAUUUUUGGUACACCAUUGCAUGCAAGACCUGGGGUAACUAAGCCGUAUUUCUGGUUAAAUUUUAUUUUCCUAGUUAUCCAUGGAGUAAAUAGGAUUGUUGUCUCGAAAGUAGUCAAAGUACACAGUAUAGUAAAAAAUACCAGUUCUCAAAAUUCAAAUUCAUUAACAAUCGUUCGUCUCUCGAGAAUUGCAGCUCCAGCUGUUUACCCUCCUGGUACACAUAUCAGAAUAAGUCCGUAUGGUCGUUUUAAUCCAUUGUAUUGGUUACUCCCUUCUCACCCAUAUACUAUAUGUAGUGCGCCUGAAGAUGCUGAAGUUUCUUUAAUUAUCUCAGAAUCUAAUUUUAAGAUGAUGACAGAAAAAUCUUACACUAUUUUAGGUUCUUAUCCAAGUAUUAUACCUGAAGCGUUGAUUGAAGAUAUUGGACAACAAAUUUUAAUUGUAUGUGGUGGAAGUGGGAUUGGCUAUGGUCUCUCGGUAUUCGAGUAUUUCAGACAUAAUACAAAUGUUGAUUACUUAAAGAUUAUUUGGCUACUAAAGGAUCUCAGCGAUCUUGAAUUUAUUAAGGUAAACUUUGGACUUCCAGAUUUAAAACUUGGUGUAAAUUUGGAAGUUUAUAUUACUAGUGGUAAUAAUUCGGAUACAUUGAAUUCUUCAAAUGAAAAUGGGGAAUCUUUUGAAAUGCAAACGACCUUGCAUACACGGAGAAUAGAUUGGAAUGAAGAUCUGGGUGAUUAUAUAGAACGUAAAAAUGAUAAGAGUUGGAUGAUAUGUUGUGGUCCGAAAAGUUUAAUCAACGAUGCUUGUGACUAUGCAACACAGAACGAUAUCAAUUUCAUUUCUGAGUAUUACUCGAUUUAG